Vicia villosa (hairy vetch) is the source of this 687-nucleotide messenger RNA. RefSeq lists its product as uncharacterized. The transcript has 2 exons. Lineage: Eukaryota; Viridiplantae; Streptophyta; Magnoliopsida; Fabales; Fabaceae. Bases 73 to 456 code for a protein of 127 amino acids. The record is from RefSeq and is a predicted model, not a curated record.
UUCUUUCUAGUUUUCUCAUCGUUUACCACAGCAUUCUGCAACUGAAUCAAUUUGUCAAGUUUAAUAUUUUAAAUGGAAUCGAAAAAAGCAAUAAUCCUCAUCCUUGGCCUUAUGGCUAUGGUUCUUGUUUUCUCCUUUGAGGUGUCAGCUAGAGUCCUCACUGAACCAUCCUCCAAUACCAAAAUGGAAUAUGUUGAAAAGCUGAAUGAUGACUACGGAGGUUAUCCGAUGAAUGGUGGUCUGGGUAAUUCUCUGCCUACUGGUGGUGGUCUUGGUAAUCCUCUGUCUACUGGCGGUGGUCUUGCUCAGAGUUUUUUGCGUGAUCGUCCUAGUGUUGGUGGUAUUCGUAAUUCUCUGUCUAAUGACUUUGAUCUUCUUCUGGAAUUUUUGCGUGAUCGUCCUAGUCUUGGUGGUCUUGUUGGCAGGAAAACUAAAAUAGACAACACUCGUAACUAAUAGCCAUGUCACCUUUUAUGACACACUUAUCUUAAUAAUAAAUUUCAUCAAUAAAUAAUGUUGUGUGUAGAUCAAGAGAGGGUUUGAUAGACAACCAUCUUUGUUGUUAUUAUAUCUAUCUUUCCGUUUUAGAGUAUUGAUAUUUCACUCGUGGAAAUCAUGUAUAAGUACAUCAUCGCUAUGUAUAAUUGAUGAUGAGUUUAAAUUUAAAUAAAUGUGCUUAUAAUAUAA